CGUUUACAUAAAACCUCCAACGGUGAUUUUUAUUUUCAGAAGUGAUAAGCAAAUCACCUGUUAGCCAACUAAUACAGUUUUUUGUCGUGUAUAUGUAUGUAAGGAGAUUUGGCAAUUGUUACUGCGACACACAAAUUACUGGUGAUUGAGCGAUCAACCGGUAGAAGUGAUAACCAAUCUGUAGAUGCCUCCAAUUUGCGGAAGGGAUAAAAUUUAUUAGCACUUAUGGCGCACAAUUAAGUUAGUAUAUUUGCUACUGUGACUUCAGUAUUACGCUGGACGCGUUGUUAUCCGGUUGGGUUGGGGACGUUUUUUACGUUUUUACAUAAUAUACUUUUGCUGAUUGAGUUAUAUGCUAGACCACGGAUAAAGUAUCGAGAACUUAAAAUGAUAUAAAGAGUGUUUAAGAUUUCAUAACAUCAGAAUCGUGCUUUGUAAUUCAUCUGUUCUAAUAGUACUUAGAGUACACAUCACACUCCACCUUUUAUUUUGCUAACAGAUAAUUCGCUCCCUUGGUGGUUUUUGGUCGGCUGGGUCAGCCUCUAAGGUAUCUGAGAUAUAGAAAUAAUAAUCGCUUAAAGUGAAGCGCGAACUUCAUAAAUCUUUUAACAUUACUUUUUUUUAUCCGAAUCCAAACCGCGACUACAAGUAGUACGCGUUAGAAAUGCCAGAACAAAGUGAAAAACUCAAAGUUUUAGUCACACAUCCAGCAACUCCACAGGCUGCUAUUGACUUAUUGUCGCAUAAAUAUGAGGUAAUCCUUUGCCAAAGUGUGCCGCCGAUACGUUCGGAGAUUCUGGAGAAGUGCAACGGUGUGCAUGCUGUAUUAUGGGCCACGCAUCUUCCCCUCGAUAAAGGAAUACUUGAUGCCAUAGGACCACAACUCAAAGUGGUAUCCACUAGAUCUGGGGGCACUGAUUUUGUAGACGUAGAAGAGUUUAAGCGACGCAAGAUACUGCUCGGUCAUACACCCUGUGUUCAAAACGAUGCAGUGGCAAAUAUGGCGGUUGGUUUAUUGUUGGCAGCAGCGCGUCGUUUCCACGAAGGACGUCUGAAGAUCGAGAAGUAA
Molecule: messenger RNA, 1069 nt
Organism: Bactrocera latifrons
Lineage: Eukaryota; Metazoa; Arthropoda; Insecta; Diptera; Tephritidae
Product: glyoxylate reductase/hydroxypyruvate reductase-like
Exons: 2
Coding region: 665-1069 (134 amino acids)
Cellular component (GO): cytosol
Molecular function (GO): NAD binding; hydroxypyruvate reductase [NAD(P)H] activity; hydroxypyruvate reductase (NADH) activity
Source: RefSeq, a predicted model, not a curated record